AUGAAAGGAAGGUAGGCAAGCUGUUGUAAGAGGUGGUAGAGUAGUUCCCCUGUCGUGGCUCAUAUUCCCAGCCUGUGUAAGCCUAGGUAGGUCAGUGACAACCUAUAAGGGGAACAACGAUGGGAGUGUGGGACCCACACACCCCGGUUGCCCGGCUCGCUGCUCACGGCGGGGCCCACUCCAAGUUGACCCUCCCCGCCCCGGUCUCCCGCUUGAAUCAUCGUGCCGAGCGGUCCGUAAGGAAACCUCACCGACUUUUGGCCCCUCGUUUUCGUCCUUGAAUGUUGUGUCCUCCCGCCUACUUCUGCGCCAAUUAAUUGACUUUCUUCAGCUCAUUCGGCUCAUUCGGCUCAUCCACCUGCCAAGGUCUCAUCCACCAUGUCUGCAGCCCAUCUCCGUGCCAUCGCCGAGAUCGAUGUUACGCAGCCCCUGCCCGCCGACCAGCUGAAAUCCACGCUGGUCAACCCGCCUUUCAUCUACGUGCCAGGCACUUUCAACACCCGCGACCUGGGUUUGGUCCCCUCGUCGUCGGGGACUUCCAAUUUCAGGAAGGGCUAUGCCUACCGCUCCGGUGCCCUGGUAGGCCUCGCCGCCGACGGUCAGGCGCUGCUUGCGGGGAAGCUGGGUGUGAAGAAGAUCUUUGAUCUGCGCUCGGUUAGGGAGCACGCCCAGGGCCCGGACCCCGUGAUCGAUGGGAUCCAGAAUGUCUGGAGAGAGACGACCGAGAAGGAUGCCGUGGUAGAACUGGCAGACUUCAUCGAGGGGCACGGCGAGAAGGGUUACGUGAAGAUAUACCUCGACGUCUUGAAGAUCUACCAGCCGAGCUUCAAAGAUGUGCUAGAGCACGUCCGAGAUAAUCCUCAAGAGCCUUUUCUGUUCCAUUGCACCGCCGGACGAGACCGAAGUGGCGUACUGGCCGGCAUGCUUCUCGCGUUGGCGGGAGUGGACGCCGACACCGUCAGCUUGGAUUUCAUGCUCUCUCGGGUCGGAACGGAACCCGCGCGCGAACAACUCCUGGCCUUUGCCAGGAAGGGAUCCGGGGCCGAGACUGACGACGCUCCUGGGUUCUACAAUCUGUGCAACCUGAGGACCGCCUGUUGGAAUGCCUUCCUUGACGCAGUGGACCGUGAGUACGGGGGGUUUGACGGGUAUGUGACUAAGACGCUGGGCUUCACCCACCAGGACCUGGCCAUCAUCAAGAAGAACCUUGCUAUGCCAAACUAAGACGCACAGGGUGGGUAGGAGGGCGUUGCUUGAUGCUUUGGCCCGUUUUUGUUGCGCACAGUUCUUGGUUUGUGUGGGCAGUCCAUUCCCUUGAAUAGCCAGUGUGAGAAACCUUGGGUUUCCUUUACUUUCCUGGCUCUUCUCAAUUCUCUAGAGCCAUUACGGAAGCCACCAUCUCGGUCAAAUAGUAGAAGAAUGAAGAGAAUAAAGUCCAGGUCCAAUCAAG
Phialemonium atrogriseum is the source of this 1450-nucleotide messenger RNA. Its product is annotated as protein-tyrosine phosphatase-like protein. Gene Ontology annotation, biological process: dephosphorylation. Gene Ontology annotation, molecular function: phosphoprotein phosphatase activity. Lineage: Eukaryota; Fungi; Ascomycota; Sordariomycetes; Cephalothecales; Cephalothecaceae. The record is from RefSeq and is a predicted model, not a curated record. The transcript is spliced from 3 exons. The coding region runs from base 379 to 1224 and encodes 281 amino acids.